UAAAUCCAAGAAGAAGAAGAAGAAGAAGCAGAAACACCGUGGUCACGUGCAUCUGAACAGCUGAUCUUGACGUCAGGAAGCAACAUGGCGGACUGGAACAGAGGUCAUGGCUCUGUCGACAGCAUGCUGGAUGCUGAAAACAAGCGACUGGCUGAUAACUUGGCCAGUAAAGUGUCCCGACUGAAAUCGCUGGCUUAUGACAUUGACAGAGAGGUGGAUGAUCAGAACGACUACUUAGACAACAUGGACUCAAACUUCAUGAGUGCAACGGGCCUGUUGAGCGGGAGUGUGAAGCGGUUUUCCACAAUGGUCCGAUCUGGCAAAGACAAUCGACGCCUCCUCUGCUACGUCUCCGGAGGACUGGUCCUUGCCUUCUUUCUUCUCUAUUACCUGGUUUCCAGGAUCCAGACCUGAUUUCAGGAGAACGUCGUCAACCCAUGUUGAUGUUAAACUCAGACUGACAAACCUUAUCUGAUAGGCUUGAGCAGCCUCUAAGGUUCUCAUGCUAAGAAAAUACCUUUUUGAUAAAAAGGUAUUUUAUGUAUAUAUAUGUAUGUUUAGCUGAACUGAUGUACAGCAGAUGGUAUUUGCAAUCUCACUUGGGGAAACUAUAGUGGGUGUUAUGCUAAAGAGCAGGGGACAUGUCAACAUGCCGAUGCUUUCAGGAGCUGAGCGAUUCCAAAGUGGAGAAGAAAAAAAGGCAUCACUCAAACACAUCAAGGAGGAACAAUGAACUGUUACGUCCAGCCCUGCUCGGUCAUGCUUUCAGGCCUGGAUCUCUAUGAUGAUUACGCCUUGUGAUUGUUUGAGAAGAAUCUAAACAGAAUGGUUGACCCACUGCCGUCAUGCUUCUGGUUCACCUCAGAUUUAAGUAAGUAGACUGAAUUUACAAAGUGCUAGUCAUAGAGCCAAAACAACAAUAACACAUAUUUCAAUAACAAUAAUACUGAACAUGUGAUCACAGCUACAGCACACCAGGCUGGGAUGCAAGCAGAGCAGUAAACCCUUUAUGGUCAUACAGUCAGGUGUCUGUUAGUCUGCUGAUUCAAAUUUUUUUUUUAUACCCCAAGUUUUAUAAAUAAUAAUAAGGGGUUUUCUGUCUUUAUAUUGCUAUGAAAGAAUAAGCAGAUGAAUUGAUUGAAUAACUUCUUGGCAAUAUGACAACUUGAGUCCUGUCCAAACUAAUUUAUCUUCAGUAAACAAUUAAUGCUGGUCACAAAAAUUCCUGUUUUCUUGUGAAAAGAUCAUUUCUUUUUUGGGGGGAAAAAAAAGUUUGUGAACUCAUAAAUAGUGGUUUAAAACCCAAUAUUUUGUUUGAUUCGAUAUAUUCAUUUGAUGUAUUCAUUGGUUUUUAAAAGCGAGGGGGAAAAAAGCAAUGCAUUCUGUUCUGUUUAAUCCUUCAGUAUGUGUGUGUCAGGCUGAUGAGAACUUGUUAGUGGAGUCGCAAGUUUAAGAACCACUGAUGAACUAAAUAGCUCUACAAAUUAAUUCAUCAUUCCUAUCAGCAAACUUACUUAGAAGAUACUGUUACCAUAUUGGAAUUUCCAUGUUCUUUUUUAUGUUUUACUGUGUUUACUUCACCAAUUAUGAAUAUCAUCCAUUGUUAAAUUUCCAAUUGGUCUUUAGCUUAAUUUUUUUUUCGAAGCAUCCAUAAAAAGUUUAGAGAACUGAUUGUUUUUGUGUAUUUCUCAACUCCCCCAAGUUUCCAGGUUCUUUGGACAUGUGUUUGUUUUAACAGCAGACUUUUAUUUACUGAUUGGUCAAUAUUAAUCAUUAGUAAAUUAUAGCACAGUCUUCUUUUUUAGACCCUAAGUGUCAAGGGAAAAAAAGCAGGACGGUUUAGAUUUGAAACUUUUUCUGAUAAAUUGAUACAAUCCAAUAGGAAACUCUUGAUGUGUAAUGGUUAAUUUAAUAUGGAUGAAAUUCAAACUUAUUUUUUCAAUAUGUGUAAAGCUUUGUGUAGCAUACUGUCUGCUUUCAAUACUGUACCAGUAAAUAAAUGUUUUGUGUGUGUUUGCC
Messenger RNA from Poeciliopsis prolifica (blackstripe livebearer), 2019 nucleotides. It is a transcript of the gene bet1l, whose product is annotated as Bet1 golgi vesicular membrane trafficking protein-like. The transcript has 4 exons. Bases 85 to 414 code for a protein of 109 amino acids. Gene Ontology annotation, molecular function: SNAP receptor activity. The record is from RefSeq and is a predicted model, not a curated record. Gene Ontology annotation, biological process: regulation of retrograde vesicle-mediated transport, Golgi to ER; retrograde transport, endosome to Golgi. Lineage: Eukaryota; Metazoa; Chordata; Actinopteri; Cyprinodontiformes; Poeciliidae. Gene Ontology annotation, cellular component: Golgi trans cisterna; SNARE complex.